Messenger RNA from Vigna umbellata (rice bean), 1245 nucleotides. It is a transcript of the gene TSO2, whose product is annotated as Ferritin/ribonucleotide reductase-like family protein. Gene Ontology annotation, biological process: deoxyribonucleotide biosynthetic process. The record is from RefSeq and is a predicted model, not a curated record. Lineage: Eukaryota; Viridiplantae; Streptophyta; Magnoliopsida; Fabales; Fabaceae. Gene Ontology annotation, molecular function: oxidoreductase activity.
CCAUCCACUCCCCUCUGUUCAACUCAAACCCUAAACCCCAAUUCUGUAAAGAAAAAACCCUUUUCUUUCUCCCCAUUUCCAAUCCCAAAAUGCCUUCAAUUCCAGAAGAGCCUCUCUUGGCCCCUAACCCUGAUCGAUUCUGCAUGUUCCCUAUCCAAUACCCUCAAAUCUGGGAAAUGUACAAGAAAGCAGAAGCCUCGUUCUGGACGGCGGAGGAGGUGGACCUCUCGCAGGACAUCAGUCACUGGAACACUCUUACCGACGGCGAGCGCCAUUUCGUCACCCAUGUCCUCGCCUUCUUCGCCGCCUCCGACGGCAUCGUACUAGAAAACCUUGCCGGCCGUUUCAUGAAGGAGGUCCAGGUCUCCGAGGCCCGCGCCUUUUACGGCUUCCAGAUCGCUAUCGAGAACAUUCACUCCGAGAUGUACAGCCUCCUCCUCGAAACCUACAUAAAAGACUCCGUAGAGAAAACCCGUCUCUUUCACGCCAUUGACACCAUUCCCUGCGUCACCAAGAAGGCCAACUGGGCCCUCCGCUGGAUCGACUCCUCCGAGUCCUUCGCCGAGCGCCUCGUCGCCUUUGCCUGCGUCGAGGGAAUCUUCUUCUCCGGAAGCUUUUGCUCCAUCUUCUGGCUCAAGAAACGGGGCCUCAUGCCUGGACUCACUUUCUCCAACGAACUCAUCUCCCGCGACGAGGGUCUCCACUGCGACUUCGCUUGCCUGCUCUACUCUAUUAUGCGGACCAAGCUCCCCGAGGAGCGCGUGAGGGAGAUCGUGCGCGAUGCUGUGGACAUCGAGAGGGAGUUCGUCUGCGACGCGCUACCUUGUGCGUUGGUGGGGAUGAACGGGGCCUUGAUGAGUCAGUACAUUGAGUUUGUUGCUGAUAGGUUGCUCGGUGCGCUUGGGUGCGGGAAGGUGUACAAUGUACAGAACCCAUUCGAUUGGAUGGAGCUGAUUUCACUGCAGGGGAAGACCAACUUCUUCGAGAAGCGCGUGGGGGAGUACCAGAAGGCUUCAGUUAUGUCCAGCUUGAACGGUAACGGUGAUGCCCACGUCUUCAAGAUGGAUGAAGAUUUUUAGUUUAUUGGAGUUAGCCUUCGUCUUUCAUCAUAGUAAUAUUUCACUGUAUUUUUACCGUUGUCAAAUAGUUUAUGGGCUUAUUUUGUUUUUAGUGGUAGUAUUUAGAAAUUUUUUAUUGUUUCUGAUUUUUCUUUGAGGAAUGAUAAAAUAUACUUUCAGUUUCCCU